AUGCCUCCCGUCGCCGCCCGUGAUAGUCUUCACGCUCGGGACCGAGCUUACUUCCUUCGUCUUGUCCAGAUCGUGGUCCAGAGCCUCCGGAUCGCUCCCGAGCGUCGUCUUGAGCUGGUUGAGCGGAUUCGAGAGCUUGUUCUGAUGGCACCUAGCCGCAUUGAGUCUUCGCUGAUCGUCGGUGACACUGUCUUCUACCAGAUUUGCACCACUCUUCAGCCUCUGUUCCUCCUCGCGAUCGACAGCCUCCUUGAGCACGAAGAUCCCACUAUUGGUUAUAGAGUUGCCGAUGAGCUUGAGGCUGCCGUUCCCCUUGAGGUUCGACUGCCCGGUAGCCAACCAGAGUCAUGGUAG
Messenger RNA from Penicillium coprophilum, 354 nucleotides. RefSeq lists its product as uncharacterized. NCBI's taxonomy places the organism in Eukaryota, Fungi, Ascomycota, Eurotiomycetes, Eurotiales, Aspergillaceae. The record is from RefSeq and is a predicted model, not a curated record. The transcript has a single exon. The coding region runs from base 1 to 354 and encodes 117 amino acids.